Messenger RNA from Pseudozyma flocculosa PF-1, 951 nucleotides. RefSeq lists its product as uncharacterized. The record is from RefSeq and is a predicted model, not a curated record. The transcript is spliced from 2 exons. Lineage: Eukaryota; Fungi; Basidiomycota; Ustilaginomycetes; Ustilaginales; Ustilaginaceae. Gene Ontology annotation, cellular component: mitochondrion. Bases 1 to 951 code for a protein of 316 amino acids. Gene Ontology annotation, biological process: mitochondrial fission.
AUGGACAGCCUCUUUUCCCUCUUGACGCUGCGCACGGGCAUCCUCGACUUUCCCCGCCACUCGGGCUGGCCCGAGACAGGCCCCGCUGGCUCGUCUUCAAUCUUCUCUUUCGCCCUGCGCGCAGCCGCCUCGGCAUCGGCCUCGGCAUCGCCCGCGCUCGCCUCCAAUACCAAGCUGGGCGACGUCGCACCCGCCUCCAACACCACGGGCCUCCCCACGCCCACCGUAGACUCCAACGAGCCCCUGCUCAAACCCACCUCGGAGCAAGACGUCGGCCUGCUCCGCUACAGCGCCUACCUCGCCCGCAUAAAGACCCUCACCCUCCGCUCCACCCGCUACCUCGCCUACACCUCCGAGGUCGGCGAGGCCUUCCGCCCGCUCACCCGGCCCGAAGUCGUCCGCGCCGCCUACGCCAUCUCGUGGCUCUACAUCAUCUACGACGUCUCGGCCGCCGGCUACCGCGCCGCAAAGAUCCAAGAGGCCGCCACCCCGGGCGACGGCCUGGUAGAGACGGCAGAGAAAAAGGCCAUCGACGCAGCCGCCUCCCUCGGCAUCGACCGGUCCACCCUCGACCGCCUCAACGACGCGCAGAAGGUCGAGCUCAAGAAGCGCGCAGACGCCGCCCUCGCAUCGUCGGCACCCCACCACAGCGAGGGGACCAACGUCGCCCUCAUCAUGGCGCGCAGGGCCGUCUUCCAGAGCAUCGCCAGCAUGGCCCUACCCGCAUUCACCAUCCACUCAAUCGUAAAGUACUCGGCGCCCCUCUUUGCAAAGGCGUCCAACCUCCGCAUCCGCGCAAUGGGUCCCACCAUUGCAGGUCUCGCAUUCGUACCCGCACUGCCCUUCCUCUUUGACCACCCCGUCGAACACGCCGUCGACCUCGCCUUUGACUGGGCACAAGAGGCGGUCCUCGGCGGCGGCGGCGGCGGCGCAAAGGAAAAGACCCAGUAG